Molecule: messenger RNA, 1659 nt
Organism: Cornus florida
Lineage: Eukaryota; Viridiplantae; Streptophyta; Magnoliopsida; Cornales; Cornaceae
Exons: 6
Coding region: 204-1313 (369 amino acids)
Source: RefSeq, a predicted model, not a curated record
CCUCUGAAGCUCUGCUUUUUCUUCACCCUUUCUCUGUCCUCCCGUUUAAAGCACAUAUUUUUCAUAAAAGAAAAAACCCUAACAACUUUUACAAACACACACUUUACACACAUAUAUAACUAUAUGUAUGUAUAUGUAAUAUAUAUCAAUAUCUAUAGAUAGAGAGAUGGAGUAAGAUUUUCUGAACAUACAGAAUUUGAGAGAUGGGAGGGGUGACUUCGUCGGUGGCGGCUAGGUUGGCGUUCUUUCCGCCGAAUCCGCCGUCGUACACGGUGGCGACUGAUGAAUCGUGCGGGAAAUUGGGGAUUUCCGAUUUCCCGUUGAGGGAAAACGUUGACGUUUUGAAACUGGAGACCAAGAGAGGGAACGAGAUCGUGGCGGUGUACAUGAAGAACCGGUCGGCGUCGUUGACGCUGCUGUACUCGCACGGAAACGCAGCUGAUCUGGGUCAGAUGUACGACUUGUUCAGUGAACUCAGUGUUCAUCUCCGAGUUAAUGUUAUGGGAUAUGAUUAUUCAGGGUAUGGACAGUCCACUGGCAAGCCAAGUGAGCAAAACACUUAUGCAGACAUAGAAGCUGCAUAUAAAUGCCUUGAAGAGACUUAUGGGGUAAAGGAGGAGGAUGUUGUAUUAUAUGGGCAAUCUGUUGGGAGUGGGCCCACCUUAGAAUUGGCAUCCCGUUUAUCAAGUUUGAGGGCUGUUGUUCUUCAAUGUCCAAUUUUGUCUGGACUUCGAGUCAUGUAUCCAGUGAAGCGAACAUACUGGUUUGAUAUAUAUAAGAAUAUCGAGAAAAUAUCAUCAGUCGAAUGCCCUGUUCUGGUAAUUCAUGGAACCGCAGAUGAUGUUGUGGAUUGUUCCCAUGGUAAACAGCUCUGGGAGCUCUGUAAAGAGAAGUAUGAGCCAUUAUGGGUUAAAGGAGGCAAACAUUGUGACUUGGAGCUUUACCCAGAGUACAUAAGGCAUCUCAAGAAGUUCAUUUCAGCCAUUGAGAAGUCAGCACGCUCGAGAAAUGGUUCUGGACCUAAUUCAGAUUUGAAGAAUCCCAGGCCAAGCACAGAUCAGACGGAGAAGUCUAGGUCAAGUACUGAUCAGAGAGAGAAGCCAAAGGCAAGCAUGGACCGCAUAGAGAAAUCAAGAGCCGGCACAAACAAGAGGGAAAUAUCAAGAAACAGUGUAGAUCUUGCUGAGAAAGCAAAAAACAACACAGACCAGCCAGAAAAAGCAAGGAACAGCAUUGAGAGCUUUGGAUAUAUGAUAAGGUCAGUUGGAUUCGGCAAUAUUGAUUGUUUCAAGCCCACAGGAGCAGUGACCUGAGGAUGGUGAAAAAGUUCAGUCCAAAGGUCAGAUUGUAGAUGGUUUUGGUUUUACUUUUAAUUUGGUCAAUUGAUUUACUUGACCGAUACAUAAAUGUCUCUUUUUUAUCUAUAUGUUUCAGAGAAUCUACAGGAAAUUAAUUUACCCCGGCCAGAUUAUGUAUCUUAUGUGUUGGUCAAUGCUAAUAAAUUUGACCUCUCCCCACCCCACCCCACCCCAUGUAUUCCCCAUAUUAGAUUAGCUGUUUUCUGUUUCUUGUAAGUUCCAGUUCUAGUUGUACUUGGCUUAUCCCAAAGAAUAAAGAAAAUUUAUAAUAAUUUAAAAGUUUCCAUUUUUAGUUUGACAA